Molecule: messenger RNA, 512 nt
Organism: Sphaeroforma arctica JP610
Lineage: Eukaryota; Ichthyosporea; Ichthyophonida
Exons: 1
Source: RefSeq, a predicted model, not a curated record
UUAUCUCCAAGCCUACGCGCACAUGUGCGCAUAAGCACAAUUACCAUCUGGAAGUCCGCAGUUUUUAUCAGAACACACAGCUACCUGGAUAUCCAGUCGCAGCUACAGACACAGGCACCAGAAGCAGCCGAGCCAACAGCUAUGCAAUACGCGCUGUGUCGGAUCGUGACUUGCUCGCAAGAGGUAUGGAUAGGACAAACGAUGCCAGCCAGAGACAAGAAAAGAAAGGUAUCGCUAAACAACAAGCGGUGUUUGCAGUGAGACUAUAUCCGUUUAUAGUCCUGUUUAUGCUGGUUAUCUCAGUCCCCUUCCUCACUCCGGUGGUUGUGCCGUUGCAUCGAGAUGCGAACUACGAGCGACAGUGCCGGCCGCACUACGACGUGUUUAUAGCUCUGACAGCCUCCUUUGGCAUUGAUAAUCUGUGCGUGGCCACGCUCUUAUAUCGCAGAUACACUGAUACAGGGAACACCACCACAUCAAAACAAGGGGCAGAUACUUCCCGACUCAACUAA